AUGUGCAACAUACUUUCUUUUAAGAAUAAGCAUAAGCACCGAUCUCGAAGACAACAAUCUGAUGCGGAAAGCGAGUUGUCAAGAGGUUCGGGCCGAUCAGGGCGGAAGCAUCGUCGACAUAGGUCCCGCCACAAGCAUGAAUCCGGAUCUGAAAAGGACGACUCUCAACCUGACACCAAAGAAUACGAGUUAAUUGAGUCGGAGUCGCAGUGGAAAGAAGUUUUACGGCAGACUAAUUCUGGAAGUAGCGUCCAGGUUGCAAAUGUUCGUCGGUCACAAAUGGAACCUGAAACGGGUACACACCGUUCAUCUCACAGGCAUCGAAGACAUAGAAAACAUCGGUCGCGGUCAGGUUCUCCUAACGACAAAAAAUGGUUACCUACUGAAUUGAAACAACAUUUAGAGUUUUCUUUGGUGGACACAACGGGAAUGACCGAGGAGCAACUCAAGGAAAUACCAUACACAGUGGUACAGACCAGUCACGCUCGACAGACUAAACUAAGGACUUCAUCAAAACAUAGACAGACUGAACAUGGAUCAUUAGCUAGAAGAGAUAAAAGUUCCUCAUCGCACAAAACAAUUCAUGAAAAUCAUCAUCAAGGCUCGCUCAGAUCAAGUUCCAGUACAUUAAGUACUCAUAGGACAAAUGUAGAGAAACAUGGCAGACGCGUGUACCCGACUUAUGACGAAUCUUUGGGUCGCACUGGUGACGAUUUUCUCACAAAUAAUGGAUAUAAGUGCAAUGUGACGCCGGUUUCGAACAAUAACAAUCCGUACAGUCCAGUGACCAACAGCAACAGUAACAGCUCCAGUGGCGAAAUUAUCUCCGGCAGCGCGAGGGUUUCACAUGAACAUACUGAUUCAGGUCUAGGAGCUGACCAGGAUUACGCGUAUUCAUCCGAGAGGUCAAGCGACAGUGCCAAAUGCGGUGCAGGCGGCUCAACAGCGCCAGUGAGUAGGCAGUGGUGCUACGGAGCAACGGGAGGCGGGUGCGGGUGGGGCGGGGCGGUCGUCCGUCGGCCUCCAGCGGCUCCGGGCCGCGCGCGGGCCGUAACCGGCUCGCAACGUUCCCUGCUGUCCGUUGCCAGUGACAGCGCUGCAACACGCCGCGACCGCCCCGCCCGCAGGCCCGCGCCCCAGGACUCAGCCUUUUCUCUCUUCAGACAUGCUAGCAACAACAACAUAUUGGUGGGCGAGAGCGGUUCGCUGGCGCGGCGAUACGCUCGUCCGUCGCGCGAAUCUCGAGACUGCAACGCGAACAUCGCACGCACUCACACGCGGAUCGCCGCGCGACAUGACAACACCCUCGACAUUAUACUAAAACCUCUUAUAGAAAGCACGCAGUAA
This is a messenger RNA of Diatraea saccharalis (sugarcane borer), 1347 nucleotides long. The record is from the annotation of a GenBank genome assembly. Lineage: Eukaryota; Metazoa; Arthropoda; Insecta; Lepidoptera; Crambidae.